AUGGCUUACAAGGCUUUGGUUCUGUUGGGUCUCUUUGUAGUUCUUCUUGUAGUCUCAGAAGUGGGCGCGGCACGGACAAGGCAGCCGGUCACAGUGAAGUCAGAGAGCGAGGAAGCAGUGCAACCUGAUCAAUAUAGAGGUGGAUCGGGAGGCCGUGGAGGAAACGGAGGAGGAGGAUACAACGGAGGAGGCAAUUACAACGGAGGAGGAUCAUACAAUGGAGGAGGCCACGGGGACAAUGGAGGAGGAGGAGGAUACAACGGAGGAGGACGUGGAUGCCGCUAUGGCUGCUGCUACAGAAAUUACCGUGGCUGCUCAAGGUGCUGUUCUUACGCUGGAGAAGCUGUUCAGACUCAGCCAGGUCACUAA
Messenger RNA from Microthlaspi erraticum, 369 nucleotides. Lineage: Eukaryota; Viridiplantae; Streptophyta; Magnoliopsida; Brassicales; Brassicaceae. The record is from the annotation of a GenBank genome assembly.